AUCCUCUUAUUUUUUUGAAAAACUACGAUUAUAUUUUUAUUUUUCAAUUUUAUAAAACUAUGAAUGGCACUUGAUUACAAACCAGGAACUCUUGUAUUUGCUAAGGUUAAAGGAUAUCCUCCAUGGCCUGCAAGGAUUGAUAAUGAACAACUGAAUCGAAAAAUUCCGAAGGGAAAAUAUCCUAUAUUUUUUUAUGGCACUCAUGAAACUUAUAAUUUAGGGAAAAAAGAUUUAUUUUUAUACGAAGAUUAUAAAACAAAGCUUGGCUGCCCAAAUAAACAUAAAGGAUUUAAUGAAGGACUGUUAGAAAUCAAAAACAACCCUUUAGUUGAAUUUCAAAAUACUAUCCAUACCACAGCACCUGUUAAUGAAAAUAUUAUUAAAAAGAUAAAAUUUCCAAAGAAUGAAUAUAUUCCUAAAUAUUUUAUAGCAUCAGAAUAUAAUGUUGGAAAAAAUAUGGAUAAUGAAUUACCAGAAUAUACACGUAUAUCUACAUUUGGUAGGAAGAUUAAAAAUCCAAAAUGGUUUAUUGAUCAAGUUAGUGAAUAUUUUCCAAAUUACAAUGAGUCAUUAAAACCCACAUGCCCAAAUACUUAUAAUAUUAACACCAAAAUUGCAGAUACAUAUAAUAUGAAUUCUGAAUAUCCUUCAGAUUUUCAACUUAAAAAGAGAACAAUCAAUCGUAUUAAGAGGAAAUAUGAAAAUCUACAGCCAAAAUUACAAAAAUUUAAAAGGGCACCAUUGACUUUAGAUAUGUUAUCAAGUGGUGAGAAUUCUAAAUUCAAAUCAUUUGACAAUAGAAUAAAAAUUGAUUAUGAAAAACCCAUUAAUAAAUCAAAUCUUAAUAUAAUGAUAAAUGAUUAUCCAGCCAUUAAAAAAUAUAAAAAACUUUAUUUGAAUUAUGGAUUCAUCCACCCUGUUAAAAACCUACAACACUUAUAUAACCAUCAAAAAUUAUUAAAUACACAACUUAAUCCAAAUGUCAAUAAUUCUCAAUCACAUGUUAAAACGUUUAUUAGCAUAAAAGGGAGUAUUGAUACACUUUCAACAUCAAUUAAAACAAGUGCCAAAUGGAAUAAAAAAUCGCAUGUUUAUCAUGAUUCAAUAAAAAUGGACCUAUCUACUUCAUCUUAUGUAAAGGAUAAAAUGGAACUAAACAAAAAAAGAUUUUUAAUUGAAAAGUUAAAAAGAAAAAAAAGAUUGGAAAAGUUAGAACAGAAGAAGAAAGAAAUCAAUCAUUUUCCUGAAGAGAAAAAAUUAAGAAUUAUUGAUUUAGAACUCAAAAAGUCCCUAAGAGCAAAAUCACUAGAUUUAAAUAAGGCCUAUCACCUUCUCGAAAAGAUUGAAACUUACAAUUUAGAAAAAUUUAUCAAUUUAAUUCCUGAAAUGAUUAAUACAUUCAAAAAGAUUCGAUUUUUUAAAAAUGACAUAAGAAUACGAACUAAAGCAGAGAUAUUAUAUCAGAAAUGUAAAAUGGCAUAUAAAAAUUCAAAUAUCACAGUGUUACCUAAUUUUAAUCAACUUGAAGCACAACAAAUUCAAUUGAAUACUUUGUCUCCGAUUGAUAGUUCAACGUCAAUAUAUGGAGAAAGUGAUCUUAUAUCAUCUCCAAACCUUAAUAGCUCAACCACAUAUACGGAUAAAGAUACACAACCAAAUAAAUUUUUACAUAUUUAUGCAUCAAACGACAAUGUUAUACUCCAUGAUAAUUUAUCAGAAAUUAAUGUAGAUGAUAAAAAGACUUGUGAUUUAUUAGAUGACAAUUCUAAUUUAACGACAAUUUGUUCUCAGCCAAAUGAAUCUUUAGAUAUUUACGCAUCAAAUGACAAUGUUAUAUUGCAUCAUAAUUUAUCAGGGACAGAUCCCGGAAAUGAGCAUAAAAUGAAAUCGAUACUUUCUUCCAGACGGUUCUGGUUCGAUUUAAGGUAAAGCAAUAUAGUCAAACCGAAAAAGACUCAACUCAAAUUGACGCCAACUUUUCCUUAUGAUAAACAUCUAGAGAUUAUUUAACCAACACAUUGUUAUAUUAUAUUUAUUUUUAUUAUAGUUUUUAAGAAAUAAGCAUUUUAAAAUUUGAAAGUCACUAUUUUUCAUACCUUUAAACCCUAUAUCUCGGAAAUCAGGUGAGCUAGCGAGCUAAAAUAAAUGGCUUUCUCAUUUUUUUUACUAUCUAAACAAUUCUAUAAAUUUUUAACAAUUUUAUAAGGGGUCGACUGAUUAAAAUUAGGUAUGUGAUCUAAUA
Messenger RNA from Gordionus sp. m RMFG-2023, 2242 nucleotides. Its product is annotated as PC4 and SFRS1-interacting protein-like. The transcript is spliced from 17 exons. NCBI's taxonomy places the organism in Eukaryota, Metazoa, Nematomorpha, Gordioida, Chordodea, Parachordodidae. The record is from RefSeq and is a predicted model, not a curated record. The coding region runs from base 64 to 1929 and encodes 621 amino acids.